Paramecium sonneborni is the source of this 1252-nucleotide messenger RNA. Lineage: Eukaryota; Ciliophora; Oligohymenophorea; Peniculida; Parameciidae. The record is from the annotation of a GenBank genome assembly.
AUGAAAUUCAUCCUUUAAUGCUCAAUAUGCUUAUAGAAUUUAAAAAAUCCAGUCUCAUUGAGCUGUGGACAUACUUUUUGCUAAAAUUGCAUCUAAAAUUCUUUUGAAACAUAAGAAUAUUGUGCAUGUCCUUUAUGUCGUAAACCUGCAUUGCUUAGCAAUAAUAAAAUUGAUGAAUUAUUGCCUAUUGUUCAAUAAAUUUAUGAAAAUGAGGGAACUUAAAGUAUGAUUGAUCAUUAAAUUAGGUUUAUUAAAUGAAUUUCCCUCAUUAAUUAUAUGCCUUUGUUGUGGUUUAACUCCAAUAAAUCCAGUGGUACUGUCUUGUUAACAUAUGUUUUGUUAAAAAUGCAUAGAAGAAAAUUUAAAAGAUGAACUAUUAUGUCCAGCAUGUUCAGAUUAUUGUUUUAAUAUCAAAGUCAAUACAAAUUAGAAAUAUAAAGAUCUUAUAGAUUGGUAUUUCAAAGAAUUUAAAAUGGAGGAAGAAUAAUAAAUUGAUUCAAGUUUUUAAAAUGAUAAUAUAUUUGGCAUACCACUCUUUCAUUAUGAUUAAUCAGUUAUUAUUAAUGGAUCAACAGAAUUUCAAUUUUUAGAAUUUAGAUAUUAAGAAAUGAUAAAAAUGGUUAGCUCUGGAUCAGGAAAUUUUAUAGUUUCUAGUGAUUUAAUUAAUGGAGAUUUAGUUUAAAUCAAAAGUAUUAAAAAAACAAACAAAGGAUAUCAAGUUUAAGUUGAUGGAUUAUCAAGAAUAAAAAUAAAUUAAGUUUAUGCUUACAUUAAUGGAGUUAAAACUUUAUAUUAAAAUUGGAAUAAUUAACAGUUAUGGCUUUGUUAAUGUGAAUAUAUCAAGGAUAAAAAUUUCAAAGAAAAUUGCUUUUAACAAUAUAAAUAUAUUGUUGCUACAUUAGAAAAAUUAUAUUUAAAUAUUAAAUUGGAUAUUAAAGAUAUAUUUUAGACUUUUAUGAAAAAAAUUACUACUUUAUCAAAUUCUGAAAGCAGUCUUAUUCUUUUAGCCUCAUUAAAUAAUAAUUUUGAAAAAGAAUAUUAUGAAACUGAUAUUGAGAAAAGAAUUUAAUCAAUUUAAUAGCAUUUUGCUAUUUUAGAAUAAAAAAUAAAAGGACUUUAUGAAAAAGAUGAUUAAAUUCAAUAUGCAAAGUUUAAAUAAGACAGCAUUGAAAUUAUCUAAUACCCAGAAUUCGAUGUAACUACUCAAUAUUUUCUUAAUCUCUUUAAUAUUAAAAAAGUUCUUUGUUUUUGA